GUACAAAAGUCGUUGAUGAAGGUUACCGGAAGUCAAAUUGAAGAGCCGGUGUCCUACUGAUUAGCAAUGUGGAGGACAACAUCUAGAGUGCCCCCCAAAAUCAAGAUCCAUGGAAGAAGAUCUAGAUGUACAAAGCCACCAGUGGUUCCUCAACCUCCUCUAUCAACACCAUUUGAAGCUCACCCACCACAACAACCACCACCACCACCAAAGAAAGGUGGAGGUUUCUUCAAAUUUCUUGGUGUGACAACAUUAGCAGCUGGUGGUGUGGUUGGGUAUGCAUGGUAUGAUUCUAACUUCAGGAAACAGAUUGAGGACAAUGUACCAUACAGUAAAGAUGCUUUUGAUGCACUGUUUCAGUUAAUACCAACAUCAGAAACUCCUAAGAGCACAGAUAAACCAGGUCCCCUUAUUCCAAAUAUUUCUCCUAAACCUGAAGAAGAGAGUAAAAUGAGAAGGAAAGUUCCACAAAAUCAGCAGUCUGAUAUACCACCUAUGCCAGCUCCACCCAUGACUUCCCCACCCCCUGCAGCUACCACUCCUGUUGCCACUCCAGUAAAGACAGAAAAAGAGAGAAAGAAGGAGGAAGCAGAACGAAGGCUGAAACAGAAAGAAGCAGAAGAAGCUGCUGAAAAUGCAGCUUUAGAAGUUUACAUAGAAAAUAUGACAGACAGGUGUAACAAGAUCAUUCAACAGGCUUUAGAAAAACAAACUGAAGUUAUCACAACCACUAAACAACAUAAUGAGGCCCUGAAGAAAGCCAUGGAUGACACAUCUGAGAUUCUGAAUAAAGAUAGUCAGUGGCAAGAGGUAUCCUCUGCAUAUGGAGCCAGGCUUGAUGCUGUUACUUCUUCUGACAGACUUGUUACUCAAGCCAGAGAACAAUUACAAAAAUUAAAGAAUGCCAUCACUGAAGGGAAAUCACAAGCAAUGACAAAGAAGAAUAAAAUUCUGAUCUCAGCACAAGAAACGUUCAACAAAUUAAAUAGUGAACUGAAUAAGCAGGACUCACAGGUGAAGAAGGUGGAAUCCCAGUCUAAAAUGAUGUUAAAAUAUAAAGACCUUGUUGAACAAGGAAAGAAACAGUUCCAGAAAGAGUUAGAGAGUAUCAUGCCUGAUGUUAAACUAGGUCAAGCUAGAGGUAAAAAAUUAACAGAGGAAGAAUUAAAUUCAUUGAUUGCUCAUGCUCAUAGAAGGAUUGAACAGCUUCAGAAACAGCUUGCUGAACAGAUAGCUUUAGAGCAACAAAGAAUACAGCAGGCUUUAGAGCAACAAAUACAAGAGGAUGACAGGCUAUCUGACCAGAGAGUGGCCAAUGAACAGCAAAAACUUAAAAAUGAGUUUUUAAUACAGAAAGAAAAAUGGGAAAAUGAUUCUAGGGUUAUGUUUGAACAAGAAUUACGUCAGCAUUUAGCCAGACAAGCAGCUGCACAUAGUGAUCAUUUGAGGGAUGUACUUAAAAUACAAGAAAAGGAAUUAGAGCAGGUUUUCGAAAGAGAGUUAAAUACCAAACUGAUUGAGGAGCGACAGAGCUUUCAUACUGAAGUAGCUAACUGGAUUGCUAGAUUGAGGGGGAUAGAAAGUGCUGUAGAAGGAAGGGCUGAAUCAGAGAGAGUAUCACGGAAAGCACAGCAGCUCUGGUUGGCCUGUGUAGCACUUAAUAAAGCUCUGAUGCAUGGAAUAGAGGAUAUAGAAGUUUGGGAACUUAAAAUUAAACCACUAGCCAAUGAAAUUGCAGCUGUAUCUGAUGCAGCUGGAAAUCAUCCUUAUGUAAAAGCAAUUGUGAAAAGUAUCCCAGAGGUAUCAUACAAGAGGGGAGUGUGGACUGAUGACAGUUUGAUCCAAAGAUUCAACAAAGUCCACCGUGUGUGUCGGAGAGUUGCCAUGAUAGAUGAGACAGGUGGUGGUCUCGGGAAAUAUUUCUUAUCCUACAUUCAGUCUUUCUUUAUUUUUGAAUCUGUAUAUGCAAGAGUAACGAGUGAUGAAAUAGAACUAGACAAACUAUCUACAUACCAAAUUUUAGCAAAUGCAAAAUAUUGGAUGGACCGAGAUGAUCUGGAGAUGGCUGUUAGAUAUAUGAAUCAGUUACAAGGAGAAGCUCGGAGAGUGGCAGAGGAAUGGUUAAAGGAAUCAAAAUUACAUUUAGAAACAAGGCAAGCUACACAAGCACUCAUGGCAUUUGCAUCAGCCAGUGGUUUGGGAACAAUAUUUUAAACAUUGUAACUUACACUAUUUAAAUAUUUUAUAAAUUAAAAUUAUGUUUGAAAUAAUGAAAGAAAAAUAUAAAAAAAGAAAUAAAGAAUUUUAAAUUC
Mytilus californianus (California mussel) is the source of this 2312-nucleotide messenger RNA. Its product is annotated as MICOS complex subunit Mic60-like. NCBI's taxonomy places the organism in Eukaryota, Metazoa, Mollusca, Bivalvia, Mytilida, Mytilidae. Gene Ontology annotation, biological process: cristae formation. Gene Ontology annotation, cellular component: MICOS complex. The transcript has 11 exons. The record is from RefSeq and is a predicted model, not a curated record. The coding region runs from base 67 to 2214 and encodes 715 amino acids.